AUCAUUCUGUUAUCAAACUUUGCACUGUUCUUCAACUAAAUGUGUUUUUGUAACAUUUUCGGUGGAAAUUGUUAAAACUCUUCCUUGUGUAUAGAAUGUUUUGGUUUGUUUAACAAUCAUUGGUUUUUGUUUGGCAUACAUUUUAACCCAAUGAGUCCCAUCGUCGCGUUUUGGAGUUCUAACCCCCUUUAAACAUCAUGUGUUUGACCUAAAGACCAUCAGGCAACAUUUUAUGUACAGUGUGUGCAAAUGUAGAAGAGUAGGGAUGUAAGGCCAUAGAUGGCCAUAGAUGCAAAAAAUAAUUACAAUUUAGCAUUAACAUUGGAGUGAUAGAUGUGCAGAUGAUGAUGUGCAAGUAGAGAUACUGGGGUGCAAAAGAGCAAGAAGGUAAGUAAUAAUAUGGGGAUGAGGUAGUUGGGUGUGCUAUUUACAGAUUGGCUGUGUACAGGAUCAGUAAGCUGCUCUGACAGCUGAUGCUUAAAGUUAGAGGGAGAUAUAAGACUCCAGCUUCAGAGAUUUUUGCAAUUCGUUCCAGUCAUUAGCAGCAGAGAACUGUAAGGAAAGGAGGCCAAAGGAAGUGUUGGCUUUGGGGAUGACCAGUGAGAUAUACCUGCUGGAGCGCGUGCUACGGGUGGGUGUUGCUAUGGUGACCAGUGAGCUGAGAUAAGGCGGGGCUUUACCUAGCAAAGUCUUAUAGAUGACCUGGAGCCAGUGGGUUUUGCUACGAAUAUGAAGUGAGGGCCAGCCUACGAGAGCAUACAGUUCGCAGUGGUGGGCAGUAUAUGGGGCUUUGGUGAUAAAACGGAUGGCACUGUGAUAGACUACAUCCAGUUUGCUCAGUAGAGUGUUGGAGGCUAUUUUGUAAAUGACAUCGCCGAAGUCAAGGAUCUGUUGGAUAGUCAGUUUUACGAGGGUAUGUUUGGCAGUAUGAGUGAAGGAGGUUUUGUUGUGAAGUAGGAAGCCGAUUCUAGAUUUAAUUUUGGAUUGGAGAUGCAUAAUGUGAGUCUGGAAGGAGAGGUUACAGUCUAACCAGACACCUAGGUAUUUGUAGUUGUCCACAUAUUCUAGGUCAGAACCGUCCAGAGUAGUGAUGCUAGUCGAGCGGGAGGAUGCGGGCAGCAAUCGGUUGAAGACCUUGUACUUAGUUUUACUAGCAUUAGAAAGCAGUUGGAGGCCAUGGAAGGAGUGUUGUAUGACGUUUAAGCUCGUUUGGAGGUUUGUUAACACAGUGUCCAAAGAAGGGCCAGAAGUAUACAGAAUGGUGUCGUCUGCGUAGAGGUGGAUCAGAGUAUCACCUGCAGCAAGAGCGACAUCAUUGCUAUAAACAGAGAAAAGAGUCUGCCCGAGAAUUGAGCCCUGUGUUACCCCCAUAGAGACUGCCAGAGGUCCGGACAACAGGCCCUCUGAUUUGACACACUGAACUCUAUCUGAGAAGUAGUUGGUGAACCAGGCGAGGCAGUCAUUUGAGAAGCCAAGGCUAUUGAGUCUGCCGAUAAGAAUGGGAGUCCUAUAGGGCGGCGCACAAUUGACCCAGCGUUGUCCAGGUUUGGCCGGGGUAAGCCGUCAUUGUAAAUAAGAAUUUGUUCUCAACUGACUUGCCUUGUUAAAUAAAUAAAAAAAUGAGUGUGUGAUUAACAGGGGCUGAGCUAGAGUGGUGUUUGUGAGACAAGGGCGGAUCCCGAAGGGGCCCGGGGCCGGGUCUUUUUAUAAAAACGUCUUUAGAUCUUUUACCAAAAACAUCCGAAUGGUUUGUGCUACAAACUACUAUAAGCAAUCUAUGGAAAGCUGAGACCCUCACGGACACUUACAUGUAACACGUUUUGCUCUAUGACGCUCACAAGCUACACAAGAGUCGCUAGAAGAUAAGGGGUUCUUAUAGAUAUAACAUCAUAGGAAAUCGCAGGACAUAGUAUCUGUUAUGCUUUAAUAAGCUCACAUAGUUGCGGUCACAAACUCCACACAGUUGUCACUGACUAGCUGAAUAUUCAUUUCGCAGUGAGCAAACAAUUUCUGUACUUACAGAAUUCAUAUAAAUUCAUUUUUACCAGGUUUUUGCUUUUUUUUAAAUUGACAUUUGUCAAUAAAACUCAUGAACUGUUUGUCAAAUUGUUUUGUGUUUUACUUGUAGCCAUGGUUGUCCUGGAAAUUAAAUGGUAGGUCUAAAACACUUUAAUUGGCUUAAAAUAAGGGCUGAACAUGCAGAUAAUUGACAGUCAGAUAAAUGAAAAGCAGAUCUUUGCUGGGGUCUUGGGACUGAUAGGUUUCAAGUGAAAAAUGUGAGUCUCAGCAUCAUUCUGUUACCCGUGGAAUUGCCCGUAUUCAUAAUAUGCAUGUACAUGUCUGUCCAUCUUGGUCCAUUUCAAAAUCCUCUUAACAAAGCUUCUGUCUGGAUCAGUCAUGGUUCAUGUAUCAUUAGGACAAAGGUAUGGAUGUCUUUUUGGGGAAAUUCUGCAUCUCCACUGUACACAGAACACAGAAAUCUGACAUCUCUGCUCUCUCCUCCUCUUCUUCUUGCUCCCUUUGUCCCUUGCUCUCUCCUUUGCUUAGGCAACCGCAGAAAUUAAAUUGAUUAGUGGUGCGGUCUAUAAAUAGACAGGCCAUAGUUGCCAUGGCAACCAUGUGAUAAGUGUUGUGUGAUGAAGAACUGGGCAUCCUAAGUGUUGUUGUAGUGUAGUGGGCGCAGGAUGAUGGGUGUGGGUGUCGGUGUGUAGGUUCGUUUGUCUGGAUUAUAUGAUCUAACACUACAGGUGUGUGUAUGAUAUCAUAUCACAGUGUAAUGUUGAACUGUGUGUGUUUUGCAUUUGCUUUGUGCUAGAUUCAUUGUGUGAGUAAAUGGAUUCAUCCAAUUGAAUAGAUUCUGAUUUUUUAUUAAAUUUUUCUGACUUUUUUGUCAAGGUGACCAGCUACCCCUUGGUUUCCAUGGACACUGUUUCCUAAUCAGUCUCAUGUCAGGAACCCUCUGUACCCUGGGGUUGAUCGUGUGAUGAAACCCUAUUGGUUGUAGACAACAACCCCUGAUGCCAUCACCGCCAUGUCCUCAAAUAUUUUUCCCUUUCUUUUCAGUCAAUACAGUUUUCAUCAGGCUACAGUUAUGAGAUAAACUUAAGGCCCUGUUAAUUAUUUGUGUCCUGUCCUAAUUUCUCUCCUCCCCCAUAAACACUGAUCUUGAAUGGAAUUAGAUAUGAUUGUGUUUGAUUCCCUCCUAAUGACCACAGUGACCCAGCAUGAACCACCCGUGUUCUUUAUGAACGGAUCAUUACAUGUUAUUAUAGUAAUAAUGGUGAUUUAUAAUGAUGAUAGGAUUUUUAGAUUAGCCUGAUAAUCAUUUCUAGCGAUUCAGUCUGACAAUACAUAUUCAUUUAAAUUAAAUACAACUUUAUUUAUCCCCUCGGGGGCAAUUAUGAAAGGCAAAUCAGUUACAAGUAUCACAACACAUAUAAAAAUCGCUAGUUUUAAUAUUACACAAACCAAAAAAUAAGUAAACAAUAUCACCUUAGCAGAGGACAGAAAAAUUUAUAUUUUUAAAGCUAAUUUCCAGCUAUUCUACAAAUUUUGCCAUAGAGCUGAGAUCCUUAUUUUGCAGUUAAUAGCUAAUGUCCUGCAAUUCAAUUCAAUUAUUUUUUAAUGGCUAAUGCUGUGUUCUUAUGCUCAAAUAUUAUAGCAAAAUGAAUGGGGGCCUGAUAGUGUAGCAUUUAUUUUGUUGUAUGUUCUCAAAGAUUAUAGGCUAUUCUAUAGGUCCAUUACCUUUUCUACAUACUUUCUAUUUGGUUUUAGUCAGUUAAGUUGACACUGAAAGUGUUUUUCCAUCCCGAAAAUGUAUUUCUAAAUAUGUGCAAUGCACACAUUUUUUUAUCACGCAACCCACCUGGACCCCUGCCGGACCCACAGUUUGGGAACCACUGCUGUAGGGUAUGUUGGAACAAACGUUAAAACCAGAUUUCUUGGUGUUGGUGUUUUUUCAGAACUUAGCUCAGGGUUUUCCCACAUUAAGUCAGAACUCAUGGGUGGUUCAUGGCUGAUUCCUUUCCUCCAUUCAGUUGCACCUUGCUACCAAUGUGUUGUCAAAUGUGGGGUGAUCAUCAGUACUUCAUUAUUUUGCAUACAACCUGUGCUCUCUCAUUGACAGGUUAGGCUGAGGUUGGUGGGUUUCUAACGCUGCUUCUGCGCUGACUUCUGCUAGUACCAAGCAAAAAUAAGGUUAAAGAAGUAAAUCACAUCUCUGUUUGUAAUCUACUCCUCAUUCACAUACUUGGUCCCUACAUAAAUCAAAGCCCUUGGGACUAUAUUGUUAACAGUACGACAUAAGCCCUUAUUCGUCACUUCCCUUCCCCCCUCGGGGUCUUGCAAACACAACUAUGCAGCAUAUGUUUACGAUAAAAAAAGUUGUAUUUUCUCCCCAGUGUUUUUUGAGGGAUGGAUGGAGGGAAGUGGAGUCAGGACAGGGAGAGCGGAGGGAGGGGAGUGUUUAUACGGGUGCUUUGUUGGCAUCGCACAACUGUAGGAAAAUGGAGGAGGGGUGGGGGUUGAGGAACGGGAACAAAGGAGCCUUAUGUUGGCAUGGUCUCUGAAAUCCCAGUGUGUGUGCGCGUGUGUGUGUGGGUUCGCCCGUGUCUUCUUGCAGGGCUGGGUAUGGCUGAAGAAUACUGUACAUACAUUAUCUGUUACUGUGUCAAAGUCUUCUAUCGUAUAGCUCUCUUUUACAGCAUAUAGGCUACAGUGACUAUAAUAUAUACUGUAUCAUAGCAGUCUUUGUCCAUAAUCCCUGUCUUAUUUUAAUGCCAAUAUGAUCAUAGUAAAAAAGAGAAAGGACAGUAAGACAGAUUUGUGAAUAUCACUGCAUCUUUUAAUCGAGGGUGCUGAUCCCAGUAGAAUGUAUUUUGUCAAACCUCUACAUCACUUCAACAGUAGCUUCACUUUUCAGGAUAAUGAUUAUGUAGCUUUGGGGAAUGUUAGUGUGUAUGUCUGACUGUCUGUCUGUGUGCUUUUUAAAUAUGUGUGUGUGUCUUUGCUUAUGCUGAUCACCCCCUCUCGUUUACCAUCCUUCCAUCUUAGCACCCCCUUUUUCUUCCUCCUCUCUUCCUCUCGCGGUAUGGAGGCGUCUGACUUGUGUUGUUUGGCAGCGGGCCCAGAGUGUGGUGUGUGUGUGCAUGUGUGUGCGCAUGUGUGUCGAUGCGUGUUGGGGUUGGGCGCUGUAGGAGGAGACUGGUGAGAGAGGGAAAGAGAGAUGGUGGUUUGUUGCAGCUGAGGGAAACAGUCAUCACAUUAUAUAAGGAGCAAUAGGGAUAGAGAAGGGGGGGCAAGAGGUGCUGGGUAAAGAUGGUCAUAUGUACACUCACAGACACAAAAACACACACCACAAGACAAUUCUGAUUGGCUUGUUAGCCACGUUUGGUUUUACUUGCACUUUCUCACUUUUCUACCUGCUCCUCAUCUCUCUUGCUCUGCUCUCUCUGUCUCUCUCUCCACAGUUUUCUACGUGGGUUACCACUUCCUUUUUCCUUUUGUAAAGGAAGUGGUAACUUCCAUGUCUCAUGAUGACUCUCUGGACCUGGAGAGAGAGAGUAGUAAACAUACAAUACAUUUUUUUAAAGAUUGCUACAUUGAAAAACCAUACUAUGUGUGUGUCCUUAUAAAUGGGCGUGUUAGUGUGUGUGUGUGUGUGUGUGUUAGUGUGUGUGUACACAAGAGUGCUACCAUUUCUACAUAGCAAGGCAUUAUGCUCUAAUUAUAACCAGUCCACCAUCUAGUCCCUUGACAACCCCUCCCCCCACUCUUCCUGACCAAUCCUCAUCACUCUCUGAUUUCUUCAAGAGUAUUAUUGGUCUAAGUUGCAGGGCAAACUAACUCCCUGUGCACAACCUACAUUGCCUGCCUGUGCAUCCUCAACCAACCUUCCUAUGACUCAAGUGUGUCAAAUACAAUCGGAUUUGCGCGCACACACACACACGGUUAACCAUUUCAGGGCCUGAUAGAGGAAACAACAUAUUAAUUAAAUUACUGUCUUUAUGCGCAUGUGUGUGCAUGUUUAAGUCAUCAUAUGUGCCCAUGCAUGUAAUAGUACACACACACACACACACACACACACACACACACACACACACACACACACACACACACACACACACACACACACACACACACAGUAUACAUCCAUAUAGAUACAUAGAGCACUCAAGCAUGUUCUGUCUUGGGUACAUAUCAUAUUACAUACCCCUUUAACUCAGACUGGAGAAGGAGGUCAGGAAGGAAAAAGUGUGGGUGUGUGCCUUUUUCUGUAUCUGCAGCCAUGUUAAAGGGCAGCAAGCAUUUCUCCCAUUGUUUUCUGUUGGCUUUGAUGGAAAUAUGAACUUUUAGGAUAGAAGUAUGAAUAAUGAUUAUUGGAGUUGUAACAAGGUUGUUACACAUGCUUAUUUGACUCUUAAUUCAAUAGAAUAGCUGUGUGUGCUGUACUGUGUUAGCUUGCUGCUUGUCUAUGGUUAUGGGACAGGGCUAAUGACAGCUAACUGUUAGCGCUGUCUGAGGUGGCAAAACAAACAAUAUGGUGGGAGAGCAGCAGACCUGUCAGCUGUCCUUCACUGUGGUUGCUGCAACAUUUUUCCAUUGAAAAUGAGCAACUUAUUAUAAACUGGGGAAUUUUGAUCAGUCGAAAGGGUCCCACAGGGAUGCUGGCCUAUGUUGACCCCAAUGCUUCCCACAGUUGUGUCAAGUUGCCUGGAUGUCCUUUGGGUGGUGGACCAUUCUUGAUGCACACAGGAACUGUUGAGCAUGAAAACCCCAGCUGCGUUGCAGUUCUUGACACACUCAAACCAGGGCUACUGGCACCUACUACCAUACCCCAUUCAAAGGUACUUAAAUGUUUUGUAUUGCCCAUUCACCCUCUGAAUGGCAAACACAUACACAAUCCAUGUCUCAAGACUUAAAAAUCCUUCUUUAACCUGUUUCUUUCCCUUCAUCUACACUGAUUGAAGUGGAUUUAACAGGUGCCAUCAAUAAGGGAUCCUAGCUUUCACCUUGAUUCACCUGGUCAGUCUGUCAUUGAAAGAGCAGUCCAGUAUGGAGCGACUGAAUGAGGAGGCGGUGCGACUAAGCCUGCUGAAGCGAGGCCUGGACUCCUCCUCGCCUGCAGGCGGCGCCACGAGCAGUGAGCGAGACGAGCUGCUCUCCAAACGCAUCAAGAUGGAGGGCCACCAAGCCAUGGAGCGCCUCAAGAUGCUGGCCUAUCUGAAACGCAAGGACCUGGCCAGCCUGGAGGGGGGAGGGUUGGGAGGGGUCUCAGGAGGCGGGGCCCUAGGGGGUGAGGUCAAGGGUCAUGGGUCUUCAGGGGGAGGGGCUUAUGAGGAGAAGACCAAUGGGAGCCUCCGUGGUCAAGUUGUGGGAGCCCAUGGCAUGGUGGGAAAGAGCGGGAAGGAGAACAUGGGCGAGGAGCCGGUGGAUUUCAGCGCCCGGAGAGGUGACGUUGACCGGGAGCGACACACACCCUCCCCUGAUGUGAUCGUCCUGUCAGACAAUGAGGCGUCCAGUCCAAGAGGGCCCAGCCAAGGAGAAGAACGCCUGAGGGUAGCGAACCUGGAGAUGUUUAAGGGUAAGACAGGGGAGGAGAGGCAGAAGAUGAUCAGGGCUCUGAGAGAGGAGCUGAGGCUGGAGGAGGCCAGGCUGGUGCUGCUGAAGAAGCUGAGGCAGAGCCAGAUGCAGAAGGAGAACCUGGUGCAGAAGGUCCCUGUGGUCCAGAACACAGCGUCUGCCCUCCAGAGCGGUGUCGUCCACGGGGCUCAGAGCAUGAGCAAGAUGUCUGGCCGCCCUGGCCACCACACCCCAGAGCCCCAGAACCAUCGCACUGCACAGGUGGGCUACAGCAUUGCACAGGGUCACUCGGUGAUCAGGUCAGCCACCAACAGCUCCAUGUCUCAGAUGAUGAUGUCACAGAGCAGGGUGAUAGCGCCCAACCCUGCCCAGCUGCAGGGCCAGAGGCUGGCACAGCAGAAGCAGGGUGGCAUGCGCUCCUCGACUGGCAGCUCUAACAACGCCGUUAGUUACCAGCAGUCUUCCACCCAGCAGGUGGCAGCUUCUCAGCGCUCUGGCUCCUCCUCCUCCUCGGCCAUCUACAUGAACCUGACCCACAUGCAGGCGGCCGGAGCCGCGGGAGGGGUCAGCGGGGUGUCGGGGGUGGGGGCGGUCAGCCCCUCAGCCACACACAGCCCAGGGGGAACAUCGGUGGGCUCCUCCAUGGCAGACACAGCCAGCAGCCAGGCGGCCGCCAAGCUGGCCCUGAGGAAGCAGUUGGAGAAAACCCUGCUGGAGAUCCCGCCUCCAAAGCCGCCGGCGCCGCUCCUCCACUUCCUGCCGUCAGCGGCCAACAGCGAGUUUAUCUACAUGGUGGGCCUGGAGGAGGUUGUGCAGAGUGUCAUUGACAGUCAGGGUAAACUGCGUUUGUCCUCUUCCAUGGAGCCCUUCUCGUGUGCCCAGUGCAAGACGGACUUCACCCCUCACUGGAAGCAGGAGAAGGGUGGGCGCAUACUCUGCGAGACCUGUAUGUCAUCCAAUCAGAAGAAGGCACUGAAGGCCGAGCAUACCAAUAGGCUGAAGAACGCCUUCGUUAAGGCUCUACAGCAGGAGCAGGAGAUUGAGCAGAGAAUCCAGUUGCAAGCCGCUCUUGCCACCAGUUCAGCUCAAACUGUUCCAAGCGUCAGUAAGGCUGAGUCUAUGAGCAGACAUCACACACACAGACAGGCGCCUCAGCCCCAGGUGACACAGUCACAGGCCUCCCUCCAACGGGGUCUGUCUGGCUCGGCCCGGGGUGUCCUGUCCAACUUCGCCCAGGCCUCCCAGCUCUCGGUGGCCAGCAGCCUGCUGGGCAUGACUGGAAAGCGCAGUGGACAGCUGAGCACUAGUGGGCACAGCCGGGCACAGCAGCAACAGCAGCAACAGCAGCAGCAGCAACAUCAGCAGCAACAGCAGCAUCACGACAACCGCCGCCAGCUCUACAGCAUCCCUGGAGUGAACAUUGCCUACCUGAACCCAGGCAAUGUGGUCGGCCACAAGGGGUCCAGCCUGGCUGACCGCCAGAGGGAAUACCUGCUGGACAUGAUCCCGCCUCGCUCCAUAUCCCAGUCCAUCAGCGGACAGAAAUGAACCUCACCUCGCCCCGACGCAAUACCACAACCCUUCCCCACACCACACCCCAACCCCCAUCGCAUGCAGUGCCUGUUAGUGUGCCUACCAAACUAACCUGUAUGAAGAACACAAUCAACGAGUCAAAAGAGGCCACCAAACUCUGAAAUGACUUUUCAUUUGAACGUGAUGCAAACCCCUUUUAAAUCCUCUUGUUAUUACUAUCGUCAUUAGUGCUAUGGAUGUUGUUACUACAUUACCGCUACCAGUUAUGAGCGUGCCCAUCUUUGUGGAGAACCCCUGUCUUUAUAUGCUUGUGGCAGUGUCCCGAGUGUGGGGUGUCUUUUGUUUUGGAUUUAUGCGCUUGUUUUUGAAGCAAUAUUUUGUCUCGCUUGAGCUUUCCUUACUGGACUCUAGUCUUUGUUAUGUCUGAAAUUACCAAGCUAUCUUUUUGAGAACUGCACCACUCUCCAAUCCCUGCUCUUUCUCUGAUUUCAACCAUCACUCUGUUUUUCCACAUUUGGUUGUGAAUUGUUGGAGGAGAAAUUCUACCAGCCCGGCCAAACCUUUGUUUUAAAAAGGUGAUUGUGAUGGUUUAACUUUGACCUGAAUCUCUCAAGCCUUUGAGCUUGAGCUUUCUUCAAAUAUUUGUGGGGAGAAAAGAGGAUGUUUGAGACCCUGUAGUUGUCUGAAGCAAUGCUCCUCUAACUGAUUGUUGAAACAAGGAUGGAUACAUAUCCCACAAAGAGAGAGAGCCCAAUGCAACAUCUGGACUUGGAUUGGAUGCACCGUGAAAAAUACUACUCCCAUUGGACAUGAAGGCAUAGAAACUGAACCUAUAGCAGAGUUGCCCUGUAUCCUUUGACCUUUUCAUUUGAGGCAGAUGGGGGGGCUGUAGUUCAGAAGUGGUGGAAUUGAGAAGUUAGUAUCCUAAAGCAUAUAAUUAAUGGGGUAUUGAUUGGAGAUAUCAUUUAGAGGGAUUUGAUUGGACGAGAGAUCAUGUGAACGUACGUAAUUGCCUGAGAGAUCAGGUGAUAAGGUUUUUAUUUAAUUGGAGAGGAUACAUGUAUUGGAUUUGGUGGGAGGGAUCAUCCCUAGACUCAAAAUUGAAGGGGUUUCCAAUAGGACCAUGGUUUGUACUUAUUUAGGAGUGGGAAUGGGUGGGGAAGAGGCACAGGGGUUAAUCCCUCUCUCUCCUGUUUUCAUCUCCUAGCUAAUGGGAUUUGCUAUUGUUCACUCUACCCUGUCAUUCAAAGUUCUGGAUUCCGUUUAGAUACUAUUUGAUACUAUACUUUCUUUUGUCAACAUUAUCCCCAUGGUGUCUGGGAGGCAUUUGAAAACGGUCAGGGAGAGUGGCUAGCUAUUAGCUUUAAGACUGCUCUAAGCUAUUUAGAUGUUUGGUGUCUUCUGAAGUGUUCGUGUAUCUGAAAGGUACUUUGCACAGGAGACAAUAAAUAAAUACAGUAUGACAAAUGCAACUUGAAUAUUUACAUAAAUCAAACAGUUAUAUAGAAGGAGACAUAUACAGGAUAUACAGUACCAGUAAAAAGUUUGGGCACACCUACUCAUUCAAUGGUUUUUCAUUGUUUUACUAUUUUCUACAUUGUAGAAUAAUAGUGAAGACAUCAAUACUAUAAAAUAACACAUAUGGAACCAUGUAGUAACCAAAAAAGUGUUAAAGAAAUCCAAUUAUAUUUGAGAUUCUUCAAAGUAGCCACCCUUUGUCUUGAUAACAGCUUUGCACAAUCUUGGCAUUCUCUCAACCAGCUUUACCUGAAAUGAUUUUCCAACCGUCUUGAAGGAGUUUGCACAUAUGCUGAGCACUUGUUGGCUGCUUUUCCUUUAAUCUGCGGUCCAACUCAUCCCAAACCAUCUCAAUUGGGUUGAGGUCGGGUGAUUGUGGAGGCCAGGUCAUAUGAUGCAGCACUCCAUCACUCUCUUUCUUGGUCAAAUAGCCCUUACACAGCCUGGAGGUGUGUUUUGGGUCAUUGUCUGUUGAAAAACAAAUGAUAGUCCCACUAAGCGCAAACCAGAUGAGAUGGCGUAUCGCUGCAGAAUGCUGUGGUAGCCAUGCUGGUUAAGUGUGCCUUGAAUUCUAAAUAAAUCACUGACAGUGUCACCAGCAAAGCACCAUCACACCUCCUCUUCCAUGCUUCAUGGUGGGAACCACACAUGCAGAGAUCAUCCAUUCACAUACUCUGUGUCUCACAAAGACAUGGCGGUUGGAAACAAAUCGCAAAUUUGGACUCAUCAGACCAGUCUCCUCUGAACAGUUGAUGUUAAGAUGUGUCUGUUACUUGAACUCUGUGAAGUAUUUAUUUGGUCUGCAAUCUGAGGCUGGUAACUAAUGAACUUAUCCUCUGCAGCAGAGGUAACUGGGUUUUCCUUUCCUGUGGUGGUCCUCAUGAGAGCCAGUUUCAUCAUAGUGCUUGAUGAUACUUUAAAGGUUCUUGACAUUUUCUGGGUUGACUGACCUUCAUGUCUUAAUAUAAUGGUUGACUGUUGUUUCUCUUUACUUAUUUUAGCUCUUCUUGACAUAAUUUUGACUUGGUCUUUCAUCAAAUAGGGCAAUCUUCUGUAUACCACCCCUACCUUGUCACAAUACAACUUAUUAGCUUAAAUGCAUUAAGAAGGAAAGAAAUUCCACAAAUGAACUUUACAAGGCACACCUGUUAAUUGAAAUGCAUUCCAGGUGACUACCUCAUGAAGCUGGUUGAGAGAAUGCCAAGAGUGUGCAAAGCUUUCAUUAAGGCAAAGGGUGGCUACUUUGAAGAAUCUCAAAUAUAAAAUAUAUUUUGAUUUGUUUAACACUGGUUACUACAUGAUUUCAUAGUUUUUAUGUCUUCACUAUUAUUCUAUAAUGUAGAAAAUAGUACAAAUAAUGAAAAACCCUUGAAUGAGUAGGUGUGUCCAAACUUUUGACUGGUACUGUACAUAAGCACUUAGGUACAGAGAGUAAGGAUAUUGUUUCUGUCCACCAGGAAUCCAGGGUGAAUUGAUUAUUAUUGAAUUGAUUAUUGUUCCAUCUCAUCAUAAUUGUGGCUCUAUUUCAGCAAUGCAUGAUGUUUAAUUAUUUCAGGAUAACAUUUGGAAGUAACUAAUACUGGUGCAUCCAUUUUAAAGCAGCAGGCUAUAUUAAUUCCAAUUUAAUUUUCUUCUUGCAAGCAGGAGUGGCCUGGUUAUUGCCUCUUAUACCCUGCAGUUUAAAAUGUAAAAGAAACAUAUUGCCAGAGAGCAGUGGCUUACUCCUUGCCCUUUUUGAUAAACUUCAAAAGCAGGUGCAAUAUUUUCAGACACAGGGAAGAUAAAGUUAAUUUGAGUAUUUGUGCUGAAUGUUACUAUUUUAUCCAUUUAGUAUCCCAACUACAGUUAGGUAGCCUUACUCCCAUAUACAGUAGUAUAAGCACUAUUUUUGUUGCACCCAGAAGGAACAGAUGUUGUAUUGGCCGUGUUCAGUAAGCACCAAACUGAAGCAAAUAUUUGAAACAGAGGUAGUACUACCUGCACUUGUCCUAUAGGGGCGUUCAUUUCUGUUGUCUGUUUGUUUGAAAACCUUUCCUACUGUUUGUGCCUAAUGAACAUGACCCAGGGUUUGCCGUAGUCCAAUAACACAGAACACUCCACAGCUAGAUCACUGUUUGGGAUGAACAAUAGUGACACUUGGGUGAUUUUCAGCCUCACUGUUUUUGAUAGUUAUCUUUGUCCUCUUUGUUGUAUGUAUGCGUUAUAGACUUCAUCAUCAAUCUUUCUCGCUUUCUCAAACUAUGCCAGAUGCACCAUUUCAAAAUGUUUGUUUUAAAGAAAGUAAAGAAAAACAGGAAAAAUAUCAUUUUCAAAUGUAAUUUUUGUAAGGUUUCAAACAUUUAAAAAACCUAAAUUUUGCUGAUCUGUCUUUCAAUUUCAAUUCUGUCGAUUUUUUACAAAAACAUGGGGAAAAGGAAAAAUCAAGAAAUAUAAUUAACUAAAGAAAUUGAAAUUGUCAGGUAAUAUUAUCUUGAACGGCUGUAGUUAUAAUAAUGAUCUAUUUAUUGUACAUAUGCGUUCCUCCUUUGUGGAAUAAGACACAUUGAAUUCAAGUUGGGUAUACAUUGUAUAGAAAAACUAACAAAAAGCCAUGGAUAUUGUGAAGCUUGUCAUUUUGUUUAUUGAUCAUUCCUGUGCCACAAAUGUGCAAAAAUGUGUGGGGUUUUUCUAUUUACUAUCAAAAGCAUUCUCAACUUUCUAUAUCUUGUUUUCAAGUACUUAGAGGCAGUAGGAUCAUCUUUUAUGGAGAGUUGUUUGAUCUAUCCCAGGACCACUUUGUAUAUACAUUGUAUGAAGUGCUCCUCUGUUAUUACAUGCUUUACUUUCAGCAGCAUUGAUGUUCAGUUAGCGAUUAGUUAAUAUUAUUAUCAUUAUCGUACACUUUAAAAAAUGUCUCCUCGUAAAAAUUAUUGUAAGGCUUGGCGUAGAUCAGACAACUGGAAUGGGACAUUUCAUUAUCUUUUUUUCUCCUAGUAUAUAUUUUCCAGGGAAAGGCAGUGCAUGGUCCACAUAUAAGUAAGAAAGAGACUCAUGAGAUGAACUACCCGCUGUGUGUUUAAAAUACAGUCAUAAUGGAAAAGCUAUGUGCUAACCUAGCCAUGGUCAUGAAGCGAGUCUUCAAAUACACAUUUUAAAAGAUGAAGGAGUACUAGAUGUUGUGUCAAACAGAACUUGGAAUACUCUCAACAACACAACGCAAUACUGUCACAAUAUGACUCCAAUGGCUUGCAUCAUAUUCUGUCAAUAAAGUUUAAGUGAUGUUUUCAA
This is a messenger RNA of Salvelinus fontinalis (brook trout), 13899 nucleotides long. RefSeq names its product transcriptional repressor p66-beta-like. Gene Ontology annotation, molecular function: sequence-specific DNA binding. Gene Ontology annotation, biological process: negative regulation of transcription by RNA polymerase II. Gene Ontology annotation, cellular component: NuRD complex. The transcript is spliced from 11 exons. Lineage: Eukaryota; Metazoa; Chordata; Actinopteri; Salmoniformes; Salmonidae. The coding region runs from base 7054 to 9129 and encodes 691 amino acids. The record is from RefSeq and is a predicted model, not a curated record.